AUAUGGAAAAAGUGUACAGUAAACCAUUGUUAACUUUAAUAAUCGUUUUUGCAUAAGGCCCUUUAACUUUAAACAGCGUUGCCAAAUUAGCGCUUUUGGCGCUAGAUUUAUCAUUUUUAAUAGCCCAAAAGUCGCAUUUUUCCUUAGCGCUUUUUCAGAAAAAGGCCAACGAAUUUGUGUUCCUUAUAAAUUAUUUGUAAUUAAUAUAAAAACAAAUAUUCUUAAAGAGACAACUUCUUUUUCAUUUGUGUUUUUUAAAGUUUUUAAUUAAUUGUUUGCUUUGAAUUAAAGUAAUUUAGAACAAAAAACAGUAAUAAUUAAAGAAAAUUUUUUGGGCUUAAAAGUCAUCACAACUUAUUCCAAUUGUAUUAAUUCCUCGUCAUAGUUAAAAGGUCGUUUUACGUAGUAAAUAUUUCUAUAAUUAUUGUUAGAAAUUUAUUAAUAAUAAAAACAACAAUUUUGGCCGAACGUUAUGUGCAGAAAUACAGAAAAGCGUGGGAGUCUGAUCCACUUUUUAAAAAAGGUUGAAGCCAUUGUUAAAGGAUGACACAAGAGCCAUAUGUAUUUACUGCAAAACACUGAUAAAUGCAAAACGAUCUGAUCUGUUAAGGCACAUGAACACCGCAAAGCACCAAAAAACGAUUAAACCCUUUCAUGAAACGGAAUUAAUACACAACCAAAUUUCGUUUACAAAAAUUGCCACGGAAAAACAAAACAGCCAGGCUAUGCUUGCGCUUUUUAUAGCCGUUCACAAUUCCCUUUUAUCAGUAAAUCAUCUAGGGGCCUUAUGCAAUUCAGCAUUUAAAGACAGCAAGGCCGCAAAUUUUAGUUUGCAUCGCACAAAAUCUACCAAUAUUAUAACAAAUGUUUUGGCACUGCAUUUUGUUGACAAUUUGUUAGAGGUAAUUGGUGAUUCAAGUUUUAGCCUCAUAUUGGAUGAAGGUACUGAUAUUCCAGUGGAAAAACUAUUAGACGUUGUAAUACGAUAUUACAGUAGAGAUAAAGAACAGUUUAUUACUACAUUUCUGGGAUUAAUUGAUUUAGAAGGUGGAAAAGCUGAUGAUCUGUUAAAAGGUUUGGAACGAUUAACAAUAUUAUUUAAAUUGGAUUUAACAAAACUUUUAGCCAUUGGUACGGACAAUGCUGCCAUAAUGGUCUUAACAGAAAAAUUAAAGAAAAAUAUAAUUAAAAAAAUCUCGUCUUAAUUAGAUGUGUUUGUCAUUCCUUGCAAUUAGCUGUGUAUGCGGCAGCAUAAUAACAUUUUCCUGCUAAAACUUUAUAGCAAAAGAAAGUCAUAAUUGGGUUUUUAACUCAUCUGUUAGACAGAAAA
Messenger RNA from Lucilia cuprina (Australian sheep blowfly), 1330 nucleotides. RefSeq lists its product as uncharacterized. Lineage: Eukaryota; Metazoa; Arthropoda; Insecta; Diptera; Calliphoridae. The coding region runs from base 615 to 1205 and encodes 196 amino acids. The record is from RefSeq and is a predicted model, not a curated record. The transcript has 2 exons.